Molecule: messenger RNA, 871 nt
Organism: Sesamum indicum (sesame)
Lineage: Eukaryota; Viridiplantae; Streptophyta; Magnoliopsida; Lamiales; Pedaliaceae
Source: RefSeq, a predicted model, not a curated record
AUUCCCCCUUCUCCAUUCUCUCUCCUCUCUCUCUCUCACACACACUCUCUCUCUCUCUCAACCUAUGCAUACACAUUUCUGUAUCUCACCUCCUCUUCAAGAACUUGAGAAAUAAAAAGGAUGUGUGGAGGUUCAAUAAUCUCUGAUGACCCAAUCAUCAAAAGAAGGGGUAAAUUAUCCACACAGGAGUUCUGGGCUGAACUCGAUACCAUUUCUCAGCUUUGGGGCUUUAAUUCCCCAAAUGGUGCUAACCACCACACCACCAACAAGCCCAACCCACCUACCAACGGCCGCUAGAGCUUACGAUGAAGCUGCCAAACGCAUCCGCGGUGACAAGGCCAAGCUCAACUUUCGAGACGAUCAUCAGCCACCAACACCACCAGAGCAGCCACCACCCAAGAGGCUGUGCAUCCCCAAGCCACCAGCUGAGCCAUGCCCAGAAAUGGAUCACAGCCAGAGCCACGAGCCGUAUUACCCUAGCCGAUGUGAGAUGAUCAAGGAUGAGCUAUCAAGCUUGGAGAGUUUCCUAGGGCUGGAGCCUGCUACUGAACCGACUCCAGUUGGGAUGGGUGAGCCUGUGGACUCGGUAGAUCUUUGGAUGAUGGAUGAAUUUGCUGCAGCGCAGCAAAAUGCCUUCUUCUGAAAAAGAAUGGAUGUAUAUGAGAGUGAACAUGUUAUGGUUUUUGCAAUAAAGUUUGGAGUGUCUGUUUGAGCUUUAAUGUUUGCUGCUACAGCACAUAUAUAUAUUCAUCUUAUGUGUGAGGGUGACUUACCUGCACUUGCAUGCAACUUUCUUGGGUUGUCUCUCAUGUUUGUUUUGGUGCUCUUCUUACAAGGGGGCACUUUGCAAUAAAACUUUCGUUUUGGUUUA